This is a messenger RNA of Pararge aegeria (speckled wood butterfly), 514 nucleotides long. Its product is annotated as chorion class A protein Ld2/Ld41-like. Gene Ontology annotation, cellular component: egg chorion. Gene Ontology annotation, biological process: multicellular organism development; chorion-containing eggshell formation. Lineage: Eukaryota; Metazoa; Arthropoda; Insecta; Lepidoptera; Nymphalidae. The transcript has 2 exons. The record is from RefSeq and is a predicted model, not a curated record. Gene Ontology annotation, molecular function: structural constituent of egg chorion. Bases 74 to 460 code for a protein of 128 amino acids.
AUAGAUAUAAAAGGACAGACGGGUUCAACACCAUCAUUGUAUCCUCGUCUCUGUACAAUACAAACACUACAACAUGAACUCCUUCGCUGUUCUCCUCCUCUACGUCCAGGCUUGCUUGGUGCAGAAUGUGUUCAGCCAGUGUUGCGGCGAAGCGUACGGCCCCGGUAUGGCUGGUGCUUUCGGCGGCUACGGCUCGUACGGAGCGUACGGUGCUAACGGUGCUUACGGUCUCGCCGGGCCCGCUCUCGCGGCGCCGCUCGCUUUCGGCGCAGCCUACGGCGGAGAAGGUGUCGGUGACGUAGCGGUCGCCGGUCAGCUCCCAGUCGCUGGUACCACCCUGGUCGCCGGACAGGUGCCGAUCCUGGGUGCCGUGGAGUUCGGAGGCAUCGUGCCGGCCGGCGGCGAGGUGUCCAUUGCCGGCAGCUGCGGCUGCGGCUGCAGAGGAUCUUACCGCUACUGAGCAGCAACUGAAGAUAUCUAAAUGAAUUGAACAAAUAAAAGCAUUUACCGGAAA